AUGCCGGCGGUCUUGCAGCCGCUCCUGACGGAUUUGGUCGAGAACCCACAGGUCCGUGAGGACAUUACAGUGGACACGCUCCGCUUUCUGGUUCAUGCGGCUGCACGGCUCCCGAGCCCGGGCCUCACGGGCAAGGAGCUGGAGGCUCUCGCAGACUGCACCAUCUCGCGGUUGCGUGGCAGUAGCUUUUCGAAGCAGGCGCACCUAAUGUUGUCGUGGCUGAGGCUGGUGCCAGACCCUUCAGCCAAAGAGGCCCACUUCAAAGCCUUGCGAGCUUGCGGCCAAGCCCUCAUGAAGCACCAGAAAUCGCACAUGCCCGCGCAUCCACUGCCCCACGAAGGACUUGCGCCUCUCAUGGCAGACCUGCUGGCACGUGAGGCCGAACAAAAUGCUCCGCCUCUGACCCCGCCGGUGAUGCAAGACAUCGUGAAGGGCCUCGUUGCAAUUAGUUGGGGCGUGCAACGCCACCAAUUCGCGCAGAGCCGGAGCAGGAGCCUGUCCAUCGAUGACUGGUCCGAGAUCAUGGCCGAGCUGGUCAAGUACUGUGAAUCCCACAGUAUCAUUGGACAGGCGUCUGCGUCCUCAAGCUCCAAUCGGAACACACUGACGCUGACCCCGGCAGCGCUUCUACCUGGCUGGGCGAAUCAGGCGCUAUUCCACGUGCUUUUCCGAGCGCAGCAGCAGCCCAUUCUUCGGAAUUCGCCCGAGAGAUGGGUGCAGCUGUCCUCGCUGCUCACUUUGCUCAGAUUGGUAAGGCGUCACAGGAACGUCCAGCCCGAUCCGGAGUUCUUUGCUUGGUCAGUCCGAUUGGUCGACGUGCACCAACGUGCUGGGAACGUAGAGGAGAGUUUGUUCGCUGACCUGGUUAACGAACUCGUUCCGCUGCUUCCAGAGAAGGAGAGAGCCAAGCUUACGAGAGUACUCAUGGCAAGGCGAAGCACAGAAGCCGAGCCCGAGAAAGUUCUGGCUCCUGGUCCUGAGCAGGGGCUGGCUCCAGCCCCCCGCUUGCUACAGAGGAGCGAAGAGGCUUCAGUUCAGGUCGUGCUGGCACCAGCGGUUCAUCCACAUGUGGAAGCGGGGGCCCUCGGCCUCACAGAGCCCGAGCCCGUGAAUCCUGUGAAUGUCUCCGCGAACAUCGGCGCCAUGGCCGGUGGCCGUCUCUGGGGUUUGCUUGCCAAAGCAGCCAAGCAGGCCGAGCAGGCCGAGCAGGCCGAGAGCACUGCAGCGACUGCGGCGAGCACCAUGCUGCACAGCGCAGAGGUCGAAGAGGCCCCGAGCUCUCUCGGCUUAGCAUCCAGCCAAGCCCAAGAGUCUCAGCAGUCGGACGUUCGCACCCCUCAAGUGCCGACGGCCACAGCGACGGUGGAGGACCUGCAGCGAAUGUUGCAGAGCGCCUUGCUACGAGUUGAGGCACUGGAGUCCAGGCUUGCGGAUCAGGAGCGGGAUGCUGCGAAGGCGAAAGAUGCCAGCGAGGAGCCCUUUGAUGACUCCACGCACAGGUGCGGCCAAAGCCAUGGCGACGGAUGGCUCACGCAAAUUCUCGAACCCGUCGCGGAGCAAAUCCAGCCGUCGUCAGCCGCAGCAACCCUGCACUUGCGACGUGCUUUCAACUUCGAGCAGUUUCGUCGGGCUCACUCCGCGAGGCUGGACACCGAGCGCAUGCGCGUCAUCGUCCCUCCCGACCACUUCCCGCUGUGGCCCAUCAUGAAGAAGUAG
Symbiodinium sp. CCMP2456 is the source of this 1716-nucleotide messenger RNA. NCBI's taxonomy places the organism in Eukaryota, Dinophyceae, Suessiales, Symbiodiniaceae. The record is from the annotation of a GenBank genome assembly.